Molecule: messenger RNA, 5986 nt
Organism: Grus americana (Whooping crane)
Lineage: Eukaryota; Metazoa; Chordata; Aves; Gruiformes; Gruidae
Gene: VAV2
Product: vav guanine nucleotide exchange factor 2
Exons: 28
Coding region: 519-3125 (868 amino acids)
Biological process (GO): regulation of GTPase activity; cell migration; intracellular signal transduction
Cellular component (GO): cytoplasm
Molecular function (GO): protein binding; guanyl-nucleotide exchange factor activity
Source: RefSeq, a predicted model, not a curated record
GAGCUCCUCCCGCCUGCCCGGGGCGGGGGGAGAAAACUCGCACCCGCGGCAUCCCCAGCGCCAGCUCCGCGGCAGCGCAGGUGGGGCCCCUCGGCAGCAAGUUUCCUCGGGGCAGGGGGACGAAGUUGCGCGGGGGCGGCCCCAGCCGUGCGCCCCGCUAUUGCACACACCCCCCACACCCCCCCCCCCCCGCUUUGUUCCCGGGAGGAUGCGGCGCGCCUAGCCCCGGCCGAGGCGGUGGGGCCGCAGCGGGGGCAGGGGCAGCCCUCCGCCGGAAAACUCCGCGCCGCCCCCCUUCCUCCUCCUCCUCCUUCCUCCUCCUCCUCCUCCGCAGAGCCCCGGCGCGGAGCGAUGCUUCCCCGGGCGGCGGGCGGCGAUGGAGCGGGGCGAUAGCGCGGCGCGGCGGUGCAGAGCAGCCCCCCGGGCAGCCGCCCGCUGCCCCUGAGCGGCGGCGAGGAGGAGGAGGAGGAGGAAGGCCGGGUGUGUGAGCGGGGCGGCGGCCCCGUCGGCCCGCGGCCAUGGAGGAGUGGCGGCAGUGCGGCCGCUGGCUCAUCGACUGCAAAGUUUUGCCCCCGAACCACCGGGUGGUCUGGCCCUCGGCGGUGGUCUUCGACCUGGCGCAGGCGCUGCGGGACGGGGUGCUGCUCUGCCAGCUGCUCCACAACCUCUCCCCCGGCUCCAUCGACCUCAAGGACAUCAACUUCAGGCCCCAGAUGUCCCAGUUUCUCUGUUUGAAGAACAUCCGAACCUUCCUAAAAGUGUGUCACGACAAAUUUGGGUUAAGAAACAGCGAUCUGUUUGAUCCCUUUGACCUCUUUGAUGUACGGGAUUUUGGAAAGGUGAUCUCUGCAGUAUCCAGACUCUCCUUCCACAGUAUUGCUCAAACCAAAGGAAUUAGGCCUUUCCCGUCGGAGGAAACCACGGAAAACGAUGACGACGUGUAUCGGAGCUUGGAGGAGCUGGCGGACGAACAUGAUCUGGGGGAGGAUAUUUAUGACUGCGUCCCCUGUGAAGAUGAAGGCGAUGAUAUCUAUGAAGAUAUCAUCAGAGUGGAGGUUCAACAGCCCAUGAAAAUGGGAAUGACAGAAGAUGACAAAAGAAAUUGCUGUUUGCUAGAAAUCCAAGAAACUGAGGCCAAAUACUACAAAACACUUGAAGAUAUAGAAAAGAACUAUAUGAACCCACUGCGGCUGGUACUGACUCCCCAAGACAUGGAAGCUAUUUUUAUCAAUUUGGAGGACCUAAUUAAAGUGCACUUCAAUUUCCUGAGAGCCAUCGACGUCUCUAUGAUGUCUGGAGGAAGCAGCCUGGCAAAAGUGUUUCUGGAAUUCAAAGAGAGGCUGCUGAUUUACGGCAAGUACUGCAGCCACAUGGAGUACGCCCAGAACACGCUCAACCACCUCCUCGCCAACAGGGAGGACGUCAGGCAGAAGGUGGAGGAAUGCACACUAAAGGUUCAGGAUGGGAAAUUUAAAUUGCAAGAUCUGCUGGUGGUUCCAAUGCAGAGAGUUUUGAAAUAUCAUCUCCUGUUAAAAGAGCUGCUCAGCCAUUCAUCGGACCGACCAGAGAAGCAGCAGCUGAAGGAGGCUCUGGAGGCGAUGCAGGACUUGGCCAUGUACAUAAAUGAAGUAAAGAGGGACAAAGAGACGUUAAAGAAAAUAAGUGAAUUUCAGAGCUCUAUAGAAAAUCUGCAAGUGAAGCUGGAGGAGUUCGGGAGGCCGAAGAUCGAUGGCGAGCUGAAGGUCCGCUCCAUAGUCAACCACACCAAGCAGGACAGGUAUUUAUUUUUAUUUGAUAAAGUGGUGAUUGUCUGCAAGAGGAAAGGAUACAAUUAUGAGCUGAAAGAAAUUAUUGAGCUGCUCUUUCACAAGAUGACCGACGACCCUAUGAAUAACAAGGAUAUUAAGAAGUGGUCAUACGGCUUCUACCUAAUUCACCUUCAGGGGAAGCAGGGCUUCCAGUUCUUCUGCAAGACGGAGGAAAUGAAGAGGAAGUGGAUGGAGCAGUUUGAGAUGGCAAUGUCCAACAUCAAGCCAGAGAAAGCCAAUGCAAACCACCAUAACUUUCAGAUGUACACAUUUGAAAAGACAACCAACUGCAAAGCCUGCAGGAUGUUCCUGAGAGGAACCUUCUACCAGGGCUAUCUUUGCCCCAAAUGUGGGGCGGGUGCUCAUAAGGAGUGCUUGGAGAUCAUUCCUCCCUGCAAGAUCGGCUCUUCAGCAGACCAGGAUUCGCUGAGUGCCGGACCUGGCCCUAAAAUGGUGGCGGUUCAGAAUUACCACGGAAACCCAGCCCCCCCUGGGAAGCCGGUGCUGACAUUUCAAAUUGGGGAUGUGAUCGAGCUGCUGAGGGGGGACCCCGACUCGCCGUGGUGGGAGGGACGGUUGCUGCAGACGAAGAAGUCGGGUUAUUUUCCCAGCUCAUCGGUAAAGCCCUGCCCCGUUGACGCGAGGCCUCCCAACAGCCGGCCGCCCUCGCGGGAGAUCGACUACACGGCGUACCCGUGGUUCGCAGGGAACAUGGAGCGGCAGCAGACGGACAACCUGCUCAAGUCACACGUCAGCGGCACCUACCUGAUCCGGGAGCGGCCAGCCGAGGCCGAGCGCUUCGCCAUCAGCAUUAAGUUCAACGAGGAGGUGAAGCACAUCAAGGUGGUGGAGAAGGACAACUGGAUUCACAUCACGGAAGCCAAGAAGUUUGAAAGCUUGCUGGAGCUGGUCGAGUACUACCAGAGCCACUCGCUGAAGGAGAGCUUCAAGCAGCUGGACACAACGCUGAAAUACCCCUAUAAAUCUCGGGAGCGCUCUACCUCCAGGACCUUCACCCGCUCUCCAGCCUCCUGCGCUUCCUACAACUUUUCUUUUCUCAGUCCUCAGGGCCUCAACUUUUCUUCUCAGAGCUCCUCCAGUCCCUUCUGGUCAGUAUUCACCCCACGGGUCAUAGGGACGGCGGUGGCACGAUACAACUUCGCGGCGCGGGACAUGCGGGAGCUCUCGCUGCGAGAGGGCGAUGUGGUGAAGAUCUACAGCAGGAUUGGCGGGGACCAGGGAUGGUGGAAGGGGGAAACCAACGGAAGAGUUGGCUGGUUUCCCUCGACGUACGUGGAAGAGGAGGGGGUGCAAUGACUGCGAGGAUGUCUGCUGGAAAGUCAUCGAGCGCCCAGAGCGAGCCGCUGCAGACCGUGCACACUUGUCCCGACGCCCGCGGCUCCCCGUGAGACGCGGCCGGACGCCUCCCAGGACUGCUCUCGCAGACUCUUUAGCAAUCCGUUCCUCUGUACAGUGUGUGUGUGCGCGCGUGCGUCGGGGCCGCCGCCGGCCUCGCUCCUGUUACGUGUAUAGAAGAUUGAUGGUCUGUCGGAUAACGUUCGUGUAGCAGCUGCAGAAGAGUCCCGGGAAAGCCGCGCUCCCCUGCAUGGACAGAGCUGAGAGACUCUGCGCGGUGCCUGCCGGAGGAGGGGGUCCUCCAAAGCUCUUUUCCUAAAGGUGUUUUAAAAGCCACCACGGUGAUGGCGGUGGGAGGGUGAGGCUGAAAGUUCGCGCCUGGGCUGGUGCCCGGGUGUGCCAAGGUGGGAAUUUGGGGGUUUCUAAGGGGAGGGAGUGACUCGGCCCCGAGGAGACGAUGCGGACCCCUGCCGCGCCGCUCGGGUGGGCUCCCUGGGUCGGGAUUUCCGCAAUCUCCCUGGCAGCUGUGCGGCAGAACCCAGCAGCACCCCGCUGCAGCUGGGACGAGGGGGCAGAGCGGGGACACCCGGCCCAGGAGGAGGAGGAGGGCUGUUGCUCAUCUCUGAAGGAUGCCAGCUGUGAAACCAGGAGCGCGUUUUGACCGUCAGACAUAGGCUGGAAGUGGACCUCCAGGUCAGGCAGGAGGGGAAAAGGGCCGCUUUGGCAUCCCAAGCCCGUUUUCUUUACAACCACCUUUGGUCCCCCCAGCCUUGCUGCAGGCGGAGGGGGCAGCCCGGGGGGCCGCCUGGGCCCACGGGUGAGCAGGAGGUCUCGGUGCAGUGCAGGACCGGAGAUGCACUGUGCCGUGCAAGGGUUUUGGAGGCUGCUACAGCACCAGGUACAUGCAGAGGAAUGGCCGGCAGCGUGUGUCCGUGGGUCCGUCCUGCCCUCGCUCCCCAAGCCAGGCAGCGAUGACACGUCCCACCUCACUGAGCUCAGAGGGGCAAACCCACCUGAGUAAGGGCUACGGUAUCAACUACUCCCGAUUUCUCUCACUAAGUUGUGGAAGCAUCUCUCUUUCCCCAGCUGCGUGCACUUUUGGGGGCUGUGAGCGUUGUCCCCACUCUUCCUCCCACCGGCUGUUACUGCUGCUGCUGUCGAGUAAAGGUCCGUCUGUCUUGGCGUUGCCGCUUUGUCCUGAGCACCGUCCGUCUGAGUCCGUUCUUUCCAGAGCGCGGCCCCUCUGGUUGGUAGGCAGAGCUGCCGGGUGGAAAUCCAGGCCAGCGUCUUCUGCCAAGCACCGGCUUUGCUCUCCAGCUCCAGAGGUUCCUUGCAGAGCGCAAAUACGAACAAAUCGUGUGCGGGUGUGUGACAGGGAAGAACUUCCCUCUCUCCGAUCCCUGAGCCCCCGGAGAUGCUCUCCAGCCUCUCUGAACCGGCGGCAUUCUGAGCUGGUGCUUCCAUGCCCUGACGUUGUUCCCCUGGGACUUGCGGGGGUCCUGCGGCGGGGCGCCGUGUUCCUGGCGCGGGCUCUCGGCAUCGCGCUGGCGCAGGUCUGGCAGACGCCAGGGUUGGGUGGGUGAGCGGUGCUGAUGCCCUCGGUCCCCGGCACGGGGGCGCAUGGCUGCACCUGAAGCCUUGCUGCAAAUGGAGCACGGUGCCCUGCCUGGGGUGUUCCAUGGGAGAGUUGGGGGCUCUCGAGGAACAGAUAUUAACUUGGAAAUUACACGUUACUGCUCAGUGACAAGCCCAGGGCUGCCCCCCUUUGCUGCCCGUUGCUCCUGGAGCCCCGCGAGUGCCCCCGCUCUCGGUGCCGCGGGGGGAGCGGGGUGGGUGCCCACGGGGGGGUCUUGCUGUGUGAGGUGACGGGGACGCGGGGGGGGCUCAGGGCUUUCCCAAGGUACUGUUUGGUGCUAACCUCUCCUGGCCGGCCCCUCGCUGCUCGGCUCGGGGGUACGCUCGAGGGGUCCCGUUUGAAGGGGAGGCUUGCGGGUGCAGCCAGCGGGGAGCUGGCGAUGCCCUGCUCCUCCUGUGCAAAGCAAAGGGCCACGCUCCGAUUCCCGCAGCUGCGCUGGAGCUCAGGGCGUACGUAAGGUGAACGAGGUGCGCGCACACCCCCCCCCACCCCGAGACAACCUCACGAAGGCUCGUGUAAUGCCUCAGAUCCUAAAGCCUUACGCCACCCUCCUGUUUAACGUUGCCGGUUCUGUGAGGCGGCGAGGGCAUCCCCUCUGGAAGAGCACGUUCCCUGGCCCGGGGACCACGGCACCGCCUCUCCCUUACGCCCCAAAGGGAUCCCCGACCUCCGCCGCUGCCCGCGCUCCCCUCCAGCCCUGCCAAAUCGCCCUUCCCUCCGGAGAGCUCUCCCUCUUGUGUUUACUGUUGUAAGAAACUUGUUAAAAAAGAUUGUUUUGUUUGUAAUUAUUCAGCCAUUUGCCACAAUAUAUAUCUGUGAAUAAGAAAGGGAAAUGUUUUUUUACGAUGGCGAGAAAAUUGUAUAUAUAUUUUAGUUCAUCGCAGAUCAUUCAAAAUUGCAAUGGGAUACGUUGGAAAAUAAUAUGUAAAUUCCUUGGGUUUUUCCUUUGCACUGCACUAACUGGGGUAGGGCGGAGGGGGUUUAAAGAUAAAACUGUUUGUUUAUGGAAUAGUUUAUAGCUGGGAAUUUGGAAAUCAUUUGCAAUAGCUUGUAAUGCUGGAAUAGAAACUUUAGCUGCUACUUAGAAAUCCUUUUGCAUGUGGUUUUUCCAGACCUUUUUAAGUUACAAUACAUCAAAGUAAAUUCCACAACAAAAAAAAAAUAAAGUGUAAUUUUGCUGAUAGGG